Durusdinium trenchii is the source of this 1422-nucleotide messenger RNA. NCBI's taxonomy places the organism in Eukaryota, Dinophyceae, Suessiales, Symbiodiniaceae. The record is from the annotation of a GenBank genome assembly.
AUGGGCAACACCUCAAAACAGUACCAUGACUUUUGGAGCAAGUGGCGUGGUCAACAACCAAUGCAUCCUGUAUUCGAGCUGCAUGGGUCACACUUAGGACGAUGUGUGCCUAUUUGCAUACAUGCAGAUGAAGGUACCUCUCAAAAGAAACGAGGGAUGCUGGUUCUACAGACCCAAGUGUGCAUGGGGCAUGGGACAAGGAAGCGUAAAGCUGAUCAAGAUUCGCCUGGUGUCAAUUUUGUUGGCAAAUCACUUUGCACCCGAUUGGUUUACAGUGUCAUGAUGGUGCAUGUCUACAGUGGGAAGAAGGGCAAGAAGGAGGCCAACCCCAAGCCGCUUCUACGGCUUGUGGACCAUCUUGCCACUGAACUUCGCAUGCUCUUUGAGCAAGGGUUGGAUGUGCACUUUGAGGGAGCCCUUCAGAGGAUCUGGCUUGUCCCCAUCGCAUUCAAAGGCGAUUGGCCGGCGCUUGUGAAGAUCGGGCAGCUAAAUCGCCAUCAUCUUCGUGAUACCCCGACGAAAGAGGGUGGACAUGGUAUUUGUCACUUGUGUAAAGGUGGUAUGCCUUCAAAUGCUUGGCAUGAUGUUUCCUUCGGCAACAUGAACAAGAUGCGCUCUGAGUUACCGAUGCCAUGGCAGCGUGAGCCAGGCAUUGUGAGCAAUCUGGCUCUUGGGGACGCCUACAAGCAUCUGUUUUUUCGCAUUGACUUGUUUCACACAUGCCAUAAGGGGGUCAUGGCCGAUGCAGGGGCGAAUGCAUUGGCCUUGGUCGACUUUGUCUACGAAAAUGAGAGUGUUGAGAAGUGCCUUGAGCUUAUCUACAGCGAUCUGAAGGCAUUCUGUCGCGCUGAGUCGCUGCAGUUGCAUUUGCAAAGCCUCACGCGGACUAUCGUGGGCUAUGCGAAUUCCAGUGCAUUUCCUGCAGGGAACUGGUUCAAAGGAGCAGACACAGUGUCGAUCCUUGCUUACUUGGAACAAAGGCUUGCUGGAGAGAUUCCAGCACUGGAAGACAAAGUGCGUGAAUAUUUUGUGUCCAUGGCUGGCCUGCUUCAGAAUGCCAACUUGUUCAUGAGAACUGUAUACCAUGGAGCGCUUUGGCUGGACGAUCGUGAGCGUGACAUCCUAAUUCAAUCUGGGCGGGCUUUCAUGGCUGAGUUCAUGACGUGCGCGCGUCUUGCGUACUCUUUCGAUAUGUGCAGGUGGAAGUUGCAGCCAAAGUAUCAUAUGUUUGCUGAGCUUGUUUUUGAACUGGAAGUUCAGAAGCGUGCCGGAAUUACUUCCUUGUCGCCUCUUACCUUCAGCACGCAAAUGGACGAGGAUUUGGUCGGGCAAAUCUGCUCCAGGUCUCAGGUCGUUAGCAGCAGAACGGUUCAUGAGAGGACGCUGAACCGCUACCGGGUUGCGUUGUUCACUCAUUGGUAG